Molecule: messenger RNA, 831 nt
Organism: Solanum verrucosum
Lineage: Eukaryota; Viridiplantae; Streptophyta; Magnoliopsida; Solanales; Solanaceae
Exons: 1
Coding region: 1-831 (276 amino acids)
Source: RefSeq, a predicted model, not a curated record
AUGGGGGACUUCAAUUCUGUCCUAAAUGUUGAGGAUAUGAUAAGGGGAAAUCCAGUGAGUAUGGUGGAAAUAACUGGCUUUCAUGCUUGUAUUGAGAGUUGUGAAUUGCUGGAACUACCUAGAAAAUGUAACAGAUAUACAUGGAAUGAUAAAAGGGAUGCUAGUGUGUUCUCAAAGUUAGACUGGGUGUUUAUUAAUCCAGAAUGGUUAGUGAAUAUGUCGGCUUAUAAUGCAAAUUUAUUACCAGAAGGAGUGAGUGAUCAUUGUCCUGUUGUAAUUUCACUGCUUGAUGGACCAAGAAGAGUGAAACCAGCUUUUAAAUAUUGCAAUGUGUGGGCUAGUCAUACUUCAUUUUUGAACAUUGUGAAAGAGACAUGGGACCACAAUAUUGAAGGCCACCAGAUGUUUAGAGUUGUGAAGAGACUUAAGUAUUUAAAGAGAAGACUGAGAAAUCUAAAUAGCCAGCAUUUCAGAAAUAUCAUCACAGAAGCUGAUGAGGACAGAAUUGAACUUGCAAAAGCACAAGAAGAGCUACAUCUCCAACCAACGGAUAAGACUUUGCAGGAGCAGGAGAAGAGAUUGUACCAGAAGUUUAUGAGAUCCUCGUACAUGGCUGAGAUCUACUUACAACAGAGGAAUAAAGCAACUUGGAUCAAACUUGGAGAUGACAACACAAGAUAUUUCUUCUCAAUUAUAAAACACAGGAAGCUAAAACAAACUAGUUUUCAGUUGAAGGGUAAUAAUGAAUCAAUGCAAACAAACCAGAAGGCAAUUGCAGAUGUCUUUGUGGAGUAUUAUGAGGACCUUCUAGGCACAAAGGAAAAGAAAUGA